Messenger RNA from Olea europaea var. sylvestris, 714 nucleotides. Its product is annotated as replication protein A 14 kDa subunit B. Gene Ontology annotation, biological process: DNA recombination; DNA replication; DNA repair. The coding region runs from base 143 to 466 and encodes 107 amino acids. NCBI's taxonomy places the organism in Eukaryota, Viridiplantae, Streptophyta, Magnoliopsida, Lamiales, Oleaceae. The transcript is spliced from 3 exons. Gene Ontology annotation, molecular function: DNA binding. Gene Ontology annotation, cellular component: nucleus. The record is from RefSeq and is a predicted model, not a curated record.
UUUUCUCCCUCUUACGUUCUUUAUAUAUCAAAGGAUUUCGCAAAUUUCACUCUCCCUAUGACCCUAUCUGCCUCACACAAAAGGAAUUGUCCAUCAGUUGCCGUAGAAUCAAAGAAAAGUUGACAUCUGGUUUUUGAAGGAAAUGGAUACGUCAAACCCGGCGGUUUUCGUCAACAUGGAGCUACUAAGGAUGCACGUUGGCCCUAGGGUUCGGGCGGUUAUUCAGGUGUUGAAUUCUGACGGUGGUGGCACGGUGAUUGGAAAAUCGACAGAUGAGCAGCAGUUGGUUAUCAAAGGUCAUCCUCCUGGACCUCUUUCGACUUUUGUAGAGGUGAUCGGCAUUGCUGACAGUAAUCAAUCUAUUCGAGCUGAAUUAUGGACCAACUUUGGUGACAAUCUUGAUACAGCUAGCUACAAUCAAGUUUGUCAUCUUGCCAACGGGGAUUACAAACACCUUUUUAUUUGAGCAGUUAUGAUGAGUACGGUGUUGUGAGCUUGGAAGUAGCAUAUUAUCUUUCACAAUCUACCUCUCUACUUGGAUACAUGUGGAUAGAGCUAUACUGUAUUCAAGAAAUUAUUAUUAGUCACUUGCAAUUACUAUAUAUAUGGAAUUUAUAUAUUUGGUCUGCAAGAGUUACUAGUAUCUUGUGUUUAUUUGGUCUCAAUUGCUGUAAUUUUCUUCACAAGAAAUCAUUUUGGAAAGCCUUUUGGUUA